This is a messenger RNA of Pantherophis guttatus, 7660 nucleotides long. RefSeq names its product diacylglycerol kinase theta (gene DGKQ). Gene Ontology annotation, cellular component: membrane. Gene Ontology annotation, molecular function: ATP-dependent diacylglycerol kinase activity. Lineage: Eukaryota; Metazoa; Chordata; Lepidosauria; Squamata; Colubridae. Gene Ontology annotation, biological process: phospholipase C-activating G protein-coupled receptor signaling pathway. The record is from RefSeq and is a predicted model, not a curated record.
GCUCUCUGGCUUGCCUGGCAAGCGCGGCGGAAGUCUCGCUUAAGAGCCGCCGCCGCCGCUGUUGCUGCUGUUGCCGCUGGCGGCGCGUCCCCGGAGGCGUCCCCGGAGCAGGGAGCAAAAAGAAAAAAGAGCGAAGCGCCCGGCGUCCGCUUGGAAAGGAGGAGCGGGAGGCUGCGCUAUCCGGGAACGCCGGCAACAAUUGCCGCCUGAGCAUGGCAGAAGGAGCCCGUUCCCUGCUGGGAGGCAGCCGCGGCUCCAGCCCUUCGUCCAGCCCGCUGAUGGCCAGAGGCGGCAAGAGCCGCUCGCUGCCCACGCCGUCGCCGUCGUCCUCUUCGACUUCGCUGCAGCAACACCACCAGCGCCAGCACCAGACGCCGCCUGCCUCCCCCAAGCAGCAGCCGCCCCCGCCGACGGCUCGAGGCAGCCCGCCCGGCCACGGCUUCAAGAGGGUCACCCUCACCAAGCCCACCUUCUGUCACUAUUGCACCGACUUCAUCUGGGGGUUGGCGGGCUACCUCUGCGAAGUUUGCAAUUUUAUGUCUCAUGAGAAGUGCCUGAAAUAUGUGAAGAUACCUUGCUCAUCUAUUGCUCCAAGUCUUGUAAGGGUUCCAGUUGCACAUUGUUUAGGACCCAUAGGACAUUACAAGAGAAAAUUCUGUUCUGUGUGCAGAAAGCAGUUGGAAAGUCCAGCAUUUCGCUGUGAAGUGUGUGAGAUACAUGUACACACAGACUGUGCCCCCUUUGCUUGCAGUGAUUGCCGUGAGUGCCAUCAAGAUGGUCAUCAAAAUCAUGAUAUGUACCAUCAUCACUGGAGGGAGGGAAACCUUUCAUCAGGCUCACGUUGCAAAGUUUGUAAGAAAACCUGUGGCUCUUCUGAUGUGCUCUCGGGUAUGAGAUGUGAAUGGUGUGGCAUCCUGGCUCAUGCCGCUUGCUGUGUGAUUGUGCCUCCUGAGUGUACAUUUGGAAGAUUAAGGAACAUGAUUCUCCCUCCCAGUUGUGUGCGAUUAUUUUGUCGGAACUUCAGUAAAAUGCACUGUUUCCGAAUAUCAGAAAGCAUACAAGCAGAGCCAGAUGAUGACGAUGAUGUUGAUAGUUCAACACAAUCAUCAGUAAAAGAAUCCCAAGUUUCAACAGAUUCGAGUAAACAAAUAUUAAAAAUAUAUGAUGGGAAUGAUGCAGUAAAACGUAAUCAGUAUCGUCUUAUCACAGUUCCAAGGAUUGCAAAAAAUGAAGAAGUUGUGGAGGCUGCACUGAGGGCAUACUACAUCAGUGAUGAUCAACAAGAUUACGAACUUCAGACAUUCACUCAGCAGGCCUUGUUUUGUGACGACAUCAUUAAUAGGAACGAUACAACUGAAGAGGCGCAGCCGGGGUCUGUGUUCCAAGAAGCCGUUCCUGAGGCGUGGGUUAUCAGAGCUAAACCUAAAGAGAAUGAAGUCAUAAAGAUUUAUCCCGGCUGGCUGAAGGUUGGAGUGGCCUGUGUCUCAAUACGGAUAAAUAAGGGGAGCACCACCGAAAUGGUGAUUAAAGAAGUUCUUCCACUACUUGGAUACCAGUCAGAUUGCUUCCAAAACUUCAAAUUGGUGGAGGUCCUGAUGGGCUCCAGACAAGUUCAGCGAAUGGUGCUGGAUGAUCAUGAAUCAAUUAUCGGCAGGUUACAAGACAUCAGAAAGACAUCUUUGCGGCAGAUGAACCAAACAAGAUUUUACAUUGUAGAAAAUAAUAUAUCGACUGUGCGUGUCCAUCUGUUUGUCGGUGGUCUGCCACUCCAUCUUACUUCAGAAGAAUAUACAAAAAUCCUCAAAGAUGAAUUAGCCAUCAAAACCAAUUUAGUUUCUAUGAAUCACAUAUAUUCAUCUCAAGGUGCUGUUGUGCUAGAAAUUACUUGUUUUUCCGAAGCUGAAAGACUGUAUAUGUUAGUUAAAGAUACUUUCAUCAGUGACAAGGCAUUAACUGCAGUUAUUCUCCCUGAAAUUCUGCAAAAUAAGCUUCCUCAGAACUGCUGUCCUUUGCUUGUAUUUGUGAAUCCCAAAAGCGGAGGUCUUAAAGGUCGGAAUUUGCUGUACAGUUUCCGAAAACUGUUGAAUCCUCAUCAGAUCUUUGAACUAACAAAUGGAGGUCCACUGCCUGGAUUUCAUACCUUCUCUCAAGUUCCAUAUUUCCGAAUAUUGGUAUGCGGUGGUGAUGGCACAGUUGGAUGGGUCCUUGGUGCCCUGGAAGAGAUCAGGCACAAACUCGCCUGCCCUGAACCAUCUGUGGCUAUUUUGCCUUUAGGAACAGGUAACGAUUUGGGGAGGGUCCUGCGCUGGGGUGCCGGCUACAGUGGCGAAGAUCCGUACUCCAUUCUGAUAUCCGUAGAUGAAGCUGACGAUGUGCUUAUGGAUCGUUGGAACAUCCUUUUAGAUGCUCAAGAGGCACUGGAAAGCUCAGAAAAUGGUGUGUUAGAGCCAGAACCUCCUAAGAUUGUACAGAUGAAUAAUUAUUGUGGCCUUGGAAUUGAUGCAGAGCUGAGUCUAGGUUUCCAUCAUGCUAGGGAAGAAGAGCCAGACAAAUUCAAUAGCAGGCUACACAACAAAGGAGUCUAUGUAAAAGUUGGGCUGCAGAAAAUGAGCCACACCAGGAGUCUUCAUAAAGAAAUCAAACUUCAGGUGGACCAGCAUGAAGUUGAGCUUCCAAGUAUAGAGGGUCUUAUUUUCAUCAAUAUUCCCAGUUGGGGAUCAGGUGCUGAUCUUUGGGGGUCUGAUAAUGACAAUCGGUUUGAGAAACCAAAAAUUGAUGAUGGCUUAUUAGAAGUAGUUGGUGUCACUGGAGUUGUUCACAUGGGUCAAGUUCAAGGAGGUCUCCGUUCUGGCAUCCGGAUAGCCCAAGGCUCCUACUUCCGGGUAACACUUCGGAAGCCAAUUCCUGUCCAAGUAGAUGGUGAGCCCUGGAUUCAGCCACCAGGUCAGAUAAUUAUUUCUGCAGCAGGACCAAAGGUCCAUAUGUUAAAGAAAUCAAAACAGAAACAGAAGAAAACUGGAAACAUAAAGGAUUCAAGAACCGAGAGCACAUUGGCUGAUGAAGCAGGGCACUGAUGAGAGAUACUCAUAGUUCAAAUGCUGCACAUCUACUGUAGAUGACACCUGUCUGGCAAAAUACUGUUGCAUAGUUCAGGUCGUUUAUGAGCCUGUCUUCUUGUUCCAUGUUCAUUGUUCAGUAACCAUGUAACUGACAUGAAAAUAUGAUUGUACACAGGAGUUGAUGGGAGGAGUUUGUAUUAGAGAGCCUUUGAAAAAAGUGCAUUCUUUCUCCUUUUCAGCCACUCUGUUGAAGGAUUUAAGCUAGUCCAGAGAAAAAUAAAUAACUUGGAUGAGAAUCAAAAAGAACCAAUAAUAUAAUUUGUGAACUAGUUCCUGAAGUAGGGUAGAUUUAAAAUGAUUUAAUCCAGGAAUGCAGUCCAGACUUUGUUCCACUGGGCCAGCUUUGUUACAAUUUUUUUUUCCUGGUCUACACAACAAGGGAUCCCAUUGCCCUCUCCUCUUCACCUGUGCAAUCCACAGCUUACCCAUACUUUUUUAAUCAAUAAUUUGUUAAACACGCAACAGAGCUCUCAUUGAAGAACUGGCAAAGAAGAAGUUUAAUAGGAUGCAGGAGAGGGAAAACUCUCCCCAAAAUGGCUAGCUGUGCUCUGUUUCGAGUUUUCAUCUAUGCACCACAAACACUUUCACUACACUACCACAGGAAACUUUUUGAGAUAAAAGAAAGCUCCUAUAAUUUUGACUCUUUUUUUUAUAGUUUACAGAUAUUUUUUAUAUAUAUAUAAAACCUUCAAGCUUUGGUUUUCUAAUGUAUCGCAUGGGUUUCUUUUCUCUAAUUCUGCUCUGUAAGUCAGUGUUCCUGAUUUCAUUCUCUAGCCUUCUCUUUCUGUCAGCAUUCAAACUGUUGCUGAAAUAUCAAACUCAGAAUGGGUACGAAGCACAAUGUAGUAAAUUAAUCUAUUUCAACCUUUGUUUGAUAAAUAAUUAAAUGAUCAUGCAGAAAAUGAAAUACACAUUGGUUUAUUUUCAGUUAAAAUACUUUUAACUUUUUUAAAAAACAAAUAAUAGAUUUUGUUCUCUGAAUGUGGUAAUUGUGCUGAUGGUGCCAAAUAUCCUAUAUAAAGACUUCCUUAUGAUUAAGAAUCUGAUUAUCUGCCAGUACGUAGACAUUUUUUGCUUGUUUUCAUGAUUAUCAUUUCGUGGUGUUAUUUUUCCUCUAUAACAAUCAUUCAUAAUUUUGGCUAUCAACUCACUACAGGUAGUCCUCGACUUACAACUACAAUUGAGCCCAAAAUUUCUGUUGCAAAGUGAGACAGUUGUUAAGUGAGUUUUGCCCCAUUUUACGACUUUCCUUGCCACAUUUGUUAAGUGAGGGGUCCUUGAUGCUCUCUGAGCUUGCUUGUUUUCUUGCAGGCAUUUCAUUACCCAGCUAGGUAACAUCAUCAGUGCUACCCUGAGCUACAAAUGUCAAUCCUGAGCUACAGAAAUUCUCCAUUGUUAGUUAUUAGUUGUUAAGUGAAUCAUUGCAGUUGUUAAAUUAGUGACACAGUUGUUAAAUGAAUCUGACUUCCCCCAUUGACUUGCUUGAUAGAAGGUCGUAAAAGUUGAUCACAUGACCUGGGACACACUGUAACUGUCAUAAAUAGGAGUCAGUUGCCAAAAUUCAGUGUCUGAAUUUUGAUCACGUGAACAUGGGGAUGUUCACAUCAAAAUGGGCAUAAGUCACUUCUUUCAAUUCCAUUGUAACUUCAAACAGUCACUAAAUGAACUGUUGUAAGUCGAGAACUACCUGUAUACCCUUCCCCCCCAAAUGAGUAGACUGGGUUCAUAGGCUAACAGAAGUUAUUUGGUUCCUUUGCCCCUUUUUGGUCUGGAUAUAACAGAAAUGAGGUUCAUUUUUAAUGAACUGCGACUUGCAGUUCAUUAAAAUUCAAGUUCAAUUUCUUCAAAAUUGAGAUAAGCUGUGGUUGACCACAAUGAAGGCUUGAAUUCAGUUCCAAAUUGCUGUUACUUCUAAGUUUCCAUUAAUUUAAAAAAAAAAACAGCAAAAAACAAUAGUGGCAUAAACCUCUGACUUCUUUGUGACCACACCAAAGUGAAAAAUAUUCUAUGUUAAGUCCAAGACUCAGAUGAUUAAAUGAUGGAGAAUAUGUGGCUCUCUAGCUAUUGCUGAACUCAAGACUCCUAGUGUUCUUCAUCCUGGGUGCAUUGCGUAGAAUAGUUUAGCAGCAUCUAGAAGAUGGGUAGAUGGAAUAAAUUGGGUACUGUUUCAUAUGGAGUAGCAAAAGGAAAAUAAAAGGGAGAGGGGUAUCCUAUUUUUAGGUGUCUAACCUGUUGGAAUUGUACCACACUGUAGUAAUUAAAUCUGAAUGCCAAAACAGUAGCAGUAGCCAGGAACCUAAUCAGAAUCAUGAUAUGCAACUAGGUCAUAGGCAGAAGUUGUCUUUCUGUAUUUGAAAAUAACUUGAUAGAGAUCUUCACAUCCAUAUUCAAGAAAUCAUGCAAUUGUGCAAGUUAUGCCUGUUACAGUAUCCUUUCCACAUGUGUAAGAAUGGAUACAGCCUUGCUAAGAGGUGACAAGCCUCUUUAAAGAUGGAUGACUUUCAUUUUACGCAUAGCAACAGAAGGAAAUUAGAAAAUAUCCAGUAAACAUCGGAGCUCAGAAGGUCUGCAGGAUUGGCUUUCGUUUAGAAAAGAUGCAUUUUCAAAAGCAUUAUCGUUUUGCUGCUGCAAAUAUUGCUGCUGUAUUUUCCCAGGAGAACAGGGGCGUUUGGAAAACAUCUACCUGGAUUCACAUAGUAUGUUCUUGUAGAUAAUACUGGUCCAUCCCCAACUUUGUCAGCCAUGGCUCUGUUUCAGCACUCUGUGUGUCUUGCAUCUCUCGUAUCUCUGUAUUUGCAAAUAAUUGCAAAAAAAUAAUAAUUGUGAGGUGCUCACUAAUGUUCUUUAACUAGACAUUUUCAUGCACCAGUCUUCCAAACAGUGAGAGCAUGUUGCAGUUUACAGUAUUUCUUAUCUCCAUGCCAUGCCAUCCAGCGUAACAUUGGAGAAUGGUAGAUAUUUUGUAAAAGGUGUUCUUACGAGACUAUCAAUUUCCUCUGUUUUUUCUUAACAUGUGACUUGAUUCUGGACUUUCUGGUUUCUUAAAAGUUUUAUCAUAAAAUGUUGCAUAGAAAUGAGAAUAUUUGUUUAAAGUAUUUGUAGAGUAAUCCUUUGCAACAAAAUGUGCUUUAUUUUGGGAGUUCAGAAGUUUUCAUAACAUCAAAAUCAUAUAUGUGCUUUUCUUUUAUCAAAUCGUAGAACUUGUCCGUAAUCCAAAGAAUGACAAAAAUUGUUAGGGGAUGUGUGUGCAUUAGAGCAGGGAGAGACACCGACCAUGUUCUGAUGACAUGCUUAUCAUGGUUUGUCUAGAACAUACCUUGCUGUACAUGAUUCUUAGCUGUGGCCAUCUCCACUUCAUCUGUGGUUGCUUUUGUCUUAUUAAGGAAUGUUUAAAAGUUCUGAUGUCAUCUGCUAGUAAGUUAUCUCUACUACUAACAACAAAACAUACUGAAAACAACUCUUCAGUUAUUUUUCAUACGGAUAAAUAAAAGGUGCUGGAAGAUGAUGCUAGGAUCUUUAAACCUUAAAUCAGCAAAAGUCUGUAUGGCGGAAACCAACAUGCAGAAUUAGACUUUAGCAAACAUGACCUGACAAACUCAGAAUGAAAAUGAAAUUUACUGGUAACUACUUAAGCACAAAGUCAUCUUAGAUCUCUUUAUUCAUCAUCUUUACCUCUUUUUGUGUUUGUGUCUCUGUGGGUGUGUGCCUUCAAGUCAGCUUUGAUUCCAGGCAGCUGCCUGGACAAAACCCCACAAUUUUCUUGGCAGCAUUUAACAACAACAACAAAAAUCCUUCUCACCCUUAUGGGUAGUAUUUGUCUUCCCCAAUCUUGGUCCUCUUCCAAAGGCCUGGGAGUUUGAAAGUUCUGUGCAAUAUCUUAGCUGUUUCUAGCACUGCACUCUUCUAGACAUCUGAUACUGUUCCUGGGAUAUGUUGGACCACUUUGGCCUUUACUUUCCACAUCUGUUCUAGUUCUUCCUUCAGGUGCUCCUUCUUCCUGAUGUUGCUGUCACUUGGCAUUACUACAUCUAUCACCACUGUUGUCUUUUGGUCCUUGUCUAUUACUAUGUUGUCUAGUUGAUUGACCAGUUCCUGCUUGUCUAGAUGUGGAAGUCCUACAGGAGUUUAACCCUUUUACUCUAUUUAUCCAUGAGUUUUUGUGAAAUCUCCCAUCUUGUCUUGAGAUGGUCUAGCCCUUGCACUGUGCAGAUGUUCCUACACACAAUGCCAGCUACUUGGUUAUGUCAUUCAGUAUAUGCUCUUCCAGUGUGCUUCUUACAUGUUGCCACUGUGUGUUGGACUGUCUCUGAGGCCUCUCUCAUAUAAACCACCUGCUUCUAUGGUUCUGUACCCUUAGAAGGGAACAGACUUUUCCACUAAUCAGUAGAAUAACACAAUUGGAUUCAAUUCAAAGAAUAUUAAUGUAACUAGUUUAGUGCAUAGAAAACCUGUAUAGCCAACUAUUUGAAAAAUCUACCUUAACUGAAGACAAUUACAAUUAGAUGGGUCCAUUGCACUAAGCCAAAAAUGUUGCUUGCAAA